GUUGCUGAUUUUUCCCUCCCUGAAGCUGAUGCCUGUUCAACACAGCUGGGAAGACAGGAUCAUCAGGUUUAAAGGAACAUAAAAGCCUGCUAAAAUGGCACUGGCCAGUUCAAUUUCUAGCAAAGAACCACCACCACACUCCAGAAAAGUUUCUGCAGCAGGGGUGGAAGUGCACCAGAGCAAGAUGGAUUUCUUCUGCAAGUUGGGCUAUGGUAAGCAGGACAUCUGCAAAGUGCUGGAGAACCUGGGCCAAGAGGCCCUGGAGGAUGAUGUGCUGAAAGAGCUGAUUCGGUUGGGGAGCAAACCUCAGGCUCUGGAGAACCAGGCUCAGCCUUCCCAGCUAAAGCUGGUUGCCCGUGGAUCGUGUAGCACCACCCCGGGGCUGAAGUGGCUGGGAGAAGAGGAAAGUGAUUCUUCCGACUCCUUGAGGCCCAUUGUGAUCGAUGGCAGCAACGUUGCAAUGAGUCAUGGAAACAAGGAGGUGUUCUCCUGCUGGGGGAUCCAGCUGGCAGUGGAUUGGUUUCGAGAGAGGGGGCACACUUACAUCAAGGUUUUUGUCCCACUCUGGAGAAAGGAACCCCCUCGACAAGACAGCCCCAUUGCAGAUCAGCACAUCCUUGAGGAGCUGGAAAAGCAAUCCAUCCUGGUCUACACACCCUCCCGGAAGGUGAAAGGCAAGCGGGUGGUUUGCUACGACGAUCGCUACAUAGUGAAAGUUGCUUAUGAGAAAGACGGAGUCAUUGUGUCCAAUGACCACUACCGGGAUCUCCAAAAUGAAAACCCCGAGUGGAAAUGGUUCAUUGAGCAGCGACUACUCAUGUACUCUUUUGUCAGCAACAGGUUUAUGCCUCCCGAUGAUCCAUUAGGCCGGCAUGGACCCACCUUGACUAACUUCCUCAGCAAAAAGCCAGUGUUUCCUGAAAAAAAAUGGCAGCCUUGUCCUUAUGGUAAAAAAUGCACCUAUGGCAAUAAAUGCAAAUUUUACCACCCAGAGAAACAACGUCACGCUCAGCUUUCAGUUGCUGAUGAGCUCAGGGCCAAAACAAAGGUCCCGUUUGCGCUGGGGAAAGAGGAGGAGAGGCGCCAGUGCUCCCCGUGCGAUGCCUGCACAGGAACUCUGCGGGAAGCCAGAGGCUGCUCUGGGCCUUGCUGCUGCCCAGGCAGGGCCCCGGGGAGCUGCCCUGAGCACUCCUUCCGUGCCUGGGCCAGCAGUCCCGGCUCCGACCUGCGGCUGGACCAGCGCUUGCCGCAGCCGGAGCCGCUCCUGGAGAAGAUGUCAGCGGUGUCCAUCAGCGAGGACACCUACGGCUGCAGCUGGUCCCUGUGCGCCUCUGGGGACAGGGGGGUCACGGCCGGCCCUCAGCGCUGCUCUGGCCUCAGGCACGAACUGCUCUCGCUCCAUCAGCGCCGGGGCUUGGAGCGCAGCGGCUGUCCCGGCUGUCCCUUCCCGCGGACGGGGCUCCCGCGGGCGCACGGCGGGACGUGCCCGCGGCACGGCUGGGCUCGGCAGCGCCCGGCUGUGCCCGGAACAGGCCGGGGGAGCCGCUCCUUCCCCGGCGGUGCUCAGCACGAACAGGCCCUGGAGACGCCGCAGCCCCUUCUGCUGCAGCCCACAGCCCCGUCCCCGGCCGGGGUCCCCCCGCACAGCGAGCCCCGGCUGCAGCGGCGGCAGCGCUGCUUCCCCGGCCCGGCCCCGGGGCAGCCCGCGCCCUCCGAGCCCAGCAUCGGAACCGCCUUAUUCCAGAAAGCCCACGCCUACCCCAGUGCCUCUUACAGGGACUACUGGCCCAGCCCUGCCCAGCAAAUGAACAUCCACAGGGAGCUGUGCUCCCCUUAUCCUUACAGCGGGAUGAGCCAGGUCAUGACUUUGUACCCCAGGAUCCAGGAUAAGGGGACUGGAGCACCGCCCCUAUGA
Messenger RNA from Lonchura striata (white-rumped munia), 1915 nucleotides. NCBI's taxonomy places the organism in Eukaryota, Metazoa, Chordata, Aves, Passeriformes, Estrildidae. The record is from RefSeq and is a predicted model, not a curated record.